Messenger RNA from Neoarius graeffei (lesser salmon catfish), 1752 nucleotides. It is a transcript of the gene snx22, whose product is annotated as sorting nexin 22. Bases 213 to 851 code for a protein of 212 amino acids. Gene Ontology annotation, molecular function: phosphatidylinositol phosphate binding. The record is from RefSeq and is a predicted model, not a curated record. The transcript has 6 exons. NCBI's taxonomy places the organism in Eukaryota, Metazoa, Chordata, Actinopteri, Siluriformes, Ariidae.
CUGAGCGCUUUCAUGUGGCGUUGCGGUUGUGAGCUGAGCGCUUUCGCUUCACCUGCUGUGGGCUCGCUCUUUAUUCCCCCUCCACGCAGAGGAAGUCACUCCCACGCACCGAGGCGAUGGCGGAAGGGUCCUGAGCUGGAACGGACACCGGACUGCUUUUCUUCUCCACCUGUACCGGGACUAGACGCCGGGUUUCCGACAGGCGAUGCAGAAUGACUGAGAUGAUUGAGGUGUCGAUUCCCUCUCUGCACAGGGAAGUGGACGAGGCAGGGAAGUCACGGAAACUCUUCAGGGUGGAGAUUUUGUUCAAUGGAAGGAAGCACUAUGUUCUGCGUCGGCAGAGCGAUUUCCAGAUGUUGCACCGGAAGCUCAAGAAGAUCCUGCAGCCACCUGAAUUCCCCAGCAAGAGGACCCAGCUGCGUGCUAAACCUAUGGAGCAGAGACGGCAGGAGCUGGAGGACUACAUACAGGUGAUCCUGUACAAGAACGAAGUGGUUCCUCAGGAGCUGCUGGAUUUCCUGGAGGUGAAACACUUCCACACGGCAAAUAAGAUCUGCAGUUAUCGUGAAGAACAGCAGAAAGACGCACAACAACGGGGGAACAGCAGUGAGCUGCUCCAUCAGAGAGUGGUGGGUUUCUCAUGUGAUCCCUAUCUCCUUGCUUCAGAGUCAGAUCUACCGGAUAUAGUUGUCGCUGGUGUCCUGCAGGGUUUUUUCCCCAGAGACAAUAAGGUGGGAUUUAGGACGUGUUCCAAGCCCAGUAUUCAACAUGUUACCAGACUUCCUUCUAUCCCCUCUAUUGUCCUAGACCGAGGCAGCCUGAGCUCCUUGCCAGAAGUGCAGGCAACCUGAGACACUGGACAGGAACCCUUUUCCAACACUGACCAGGCUUCCUGCUUUUGAGACCUUGACUGGUGGGCAUGGUGCUUUUUUUUUUUUUUUCUUAUUCAGAUAAAAACCCCUCAGAAAUUGAUAUGGCUUCCAUGAGCGUCAUUUCUGUAAGGAAUGAAUCGGGGGGGAAGCAAACACUGUUUGGAAUGUGGAGUGUUCUGGAGGUUUGGUAUCUCUCACUUACUCACGCACUUUCAGUAUGUGCUUUAUGGAGGAGCACCAGGUGUGAGGCAGGAAUACACCCUGGACGAGACAGCAGUCACUGAGCACCAUGCAUGCGUGCACACACACACCUUUAUCUUCGCCAAUCCAAAUACCAGCAUGUUUUAGGAAGCUGGAAAGAAACUGGAGAACCCAAAGGAAACCCACAUAAGGAGAACGCUCUCAUGAAUCCAAAUUCAGGAUCAAACCCCGGAGAUGUGAGGGUGCAACGCUACCUACUGGACCACUGUGCCAUGUUGUAUCAAAAAAACAGUACACUGAGUUUGAUUUAUGAUCACAUGAAUUAAGUUAAAAAUUUUUUUUUAAAGCUUUACUAAAAUUUGAGAAAGUAAAAAAAUGUGAACCCUGAGCAUAAUUCAAUAAACAUAAUUUAUAUUACAGAAUGUUUCAUGUAAUUUUGACCAGAGUAGAAUGAAAUUGUUUAAAAAUUUAAAAUGGUUCCUUUUAGAAAAGUAAAUAAAGGAAAAAUUUAGUCCACCACAUUACCUCUAUACCAUAUUUGCACACCCCUGAUAUGCAGAGGAUCCUCAAGCACAUGAAGAGGCUUCUAAAUAAAUAUAUUACGUUCAUUAUGUCUUCUUCUUAAAUCAGAAUAAUUAGUUUUUCUUUUGUUUCAGACAUGUAAAAGCUUUUUACCUUU